AAUCAUAAUAUUUUCCCUUCCCGCACAUACCUAAUCUUACUUUUCUUGGGUUUAACAAUUUAAAGAGAUCAUUUUACUAUUUUGUUUUUUUACCAAUUUACAUAUAAUAACAAUAUUGUAAUUCAUUUAAAAGGAAUCAAUUCAAAGAACCAAGGAAGAUCAGCAGUGGAGUUUUUAAUACCUUAAUAACCAGAAUCAGUACUCGGUAACAAUCAAAGAAAAUGACUAAUAUUAUCAAGAUAAUGGAGAAAUCGGUAAAACAUUGGUACUUGAGGUAUUUAUUAGUUACAGAGCUGUACAUGGUGGAGCCCUGGGAGAAAGCUGUUAUACAGAUUGUAUUCGCAAUACUAUUUCUACUCUGCUGGUACUUCAACUAUUCAAUUGUCAUGAGUGGGAUCUCACAUCUAAGAGGAAUGGUGGUGACUGCAGAUUAGUUUUAAAAUUAUAUGUAUUAUAUUUUAAUGUGCUAACUUUCAUAUAGUGUUUCUACCAAAUGAAAAUUAUGCAUUAGAUUUUUUUUCAUAAGUCACAACUGCCAGUUGAAUGAAGCAUUGAUAAAUUAAUCUUUUAUUAAAUAUUAUAUACUAAGUGACAAAGUAUCAUGACCUGUUUCAAACCUCUUUGCUAUCAUAAAGACACAGUAAGAUAACCAUCAUGUGCCUCAUGUAAAAAAACUUGCAUUUAUUGUAUUUUCAAGUAAUAAUCCAAUUAAACAUGUAUUUAAUAUUUUUUGUUAUUUUCUCUUGAAGGCUGUGGUAUCAGUCAUGUUUAUAAUAAUUAUACAUUUUAUAGGUAUGGCCGUCAGUAUUGAAGUGAAAGAUAUGGUUAUUUCCUUUUUGUAAAUAAACAAUAAUAUAUAUUUUUUUAAA
Amyelois transitella is the source of this 869-nucleotide messenger RNA. It is a transcript of the gene ghi, whose product is annotated as serine palmitoyltransferase small subunit A. NCBI's taxonomy places the organism in Eukaryota, Metazoa, Arthropoda, Insecta, Lepidoptera, Pyralidae. The coding region runs from base 222 to 434 and encodes 70 amino acids. The record is from RefSeq and is a predicted model, not a curated record. The transcript is spliced from 2 exons.